AUGAGUUUCCAAGACAAAGUAGUUGUCGUCAUUGGUGCCAGUUCUGGCAUUGGAGCAGCCGCUGCAAUCAAGUUUGCAGAAGAAGGAGCUAAAGUAGCCUUAGUGGGCAGAAACCAGGAGAAACUGAACAACGUCGCAAAGAAAUGUGGUAAUCCGUUAAUUAUCGCUGCUGACAUUACUAAAGAUGAAGACGCCAAAAGAAUUAUUGAAGAGACCGUAAGACAUUUUGCAAAGAUUGAUAUUUUAAUAAACAAUGCUGGUACAGGAAGUAGAACCAAUAUUCAAGAUAAAAGCUACAUUCAAAUUUUUGAUCGAAUAAUGAAUACAAACCUACGCGCAAUGGUUGUGUUGACCCACCUCGCUGCACCUCAUUUGGUGAAAACAAAAGGUAAUAUUGUAAACAUAUCAAGCGUCGCUGCUUAUCGAGUUAUAAUUCCCGAAAGUUCCGCAUACUGUGCAUCAAAAGCUGGAUUAGAUCACUUCACUAGAACUGUGGCACUUGAACUAGCCCCACACGGUGUUCGAGUCAACGUCAUUAAUCCAGGCCCUGUAAGAACAGAUAUUAUUGAAAAUACUACGGGAGUAUCGAAGGAAGAGGCGACAGCAAGCUUCGAUAGUAUGAAAACUCUGACUGCACUCUCAAGAGUUUCGGAACCUGAGGAGGUAGCCGAUCUGAUUUUGUUUACAGCCAGUGACAAGUCUAAGGCUAUCAUCACAGGAUCAUCUAUUGUAACUGACAACGGAAUGUUGUUGAAAUAA
Molecule: messenger RNA, 759 nt
Organism: Spodoptera littoralis (African cotton leafworm)
Lineage: Eukaryota; Metazoa; Arthropoda; Insecta; Lepidoptera; Noctuidae
Source: the annotation of a GenBank genome assembly